Messenger RNA from Brugia malayi, 2487 nucleotides. It is a transcript of the gene Bma-pqn-59, whose product is annotated as UBA/TS-N domain containing protein. The coding region runs from base 1 to 2487 and encodes 828 amino acids. Gene Ontology annotation, molecular function: protein binding. The transcript has 12 exons. The record is from RefSeq and is a predicted model, not a curated record. NCBI's taxonomy places the organism in Eukaryota, Metazoa, Nematoda, Chromadorea, Rhabditida, Onchocercidae. Gene Ontology annotation, cellular component: nucleus; cytoplasm.
AUGGGCGGCAAAGGUGAAGUAGGCGAUCAAAAGAUCCGUGCUACACAAGACCAGUUACGGCUUGCCAGAUUAACCCAGGACUUGUCCAUAACAGAUGAUGAUCGUGCGAAUAUACAGAAGCUUGUGAAAAAGGUAGUGGAGACAACAAGAUGUACCGUAAGCCAAGCUGAAAUUGCUCUUUACGAUAAUAAUAACGAUGUUCAAGAAGCAGUAAAUGCCAUUUUGGAAGAUAAUUAUCCAGAUGAAAAUGUCUGGAAAGAACAAAAAAGCAGGCGAGCAAAACGAGCCGAAGCUGAGGAAUUAAAGCAUGAGGAAUCAAAUUCUCAUAGGAACCGAAUUAACAGUACAAGAACAUCGACUAAUUUUGGAUAUGGACGAGGGCGAGGAGUAGAACGAGGGCGUAAUGGUUAUCGAGGUGGACGUGGCGGUGGUCGUCCAUAUAGAGGUGGAUAUCAUCACCCGUCAUCUCAAGGACAGCUUGGCAGUAAUACAGCAAGUAACGUUUGGGAUAAUUCGCAGGCAUUGAAGGUAGACCCUAGUAAGGAAUGGAAAAAUGCAAGCGCAGUUGCUGUUGACGAUAACGCUGAAGAUACGGAAUGGAAGCAACACGGUACACUGGUAUUUUCACGUAGUACCACACCACCAGUUACUACAACACCUACGGUGAAUACAGGCGCUGGGAUGAGCUCGAUAACAAGUUCUGGACCAGUGUCAUUUGCUGCUGUUGCAGCUUCCGGAACUAAUAAAGUAAAAGAAAAUGCGUUAAAAAAUUCUCUGGGUCGCUCUGGAACGGGCGCACCACCAGCGUUGGGACAAUCACAACUUGAGAAUGUGAAUUCACUUUAUCAGAACAGUGGGCUCGUCUCAACAAGUGGUCAAUUAUCAGCUUCUUCAGAAGAAAUAGAUAAAGGACGUGAAACUCGAACAUCACCAUUAGCUGGGCAUGAUGCAUCUGUAUCAACAAAUUCCGUUGUGGGAACGACAAUGCAUGCAGCAGGGGCAUCACAACAAUCUCGAGCGAAUGCAGCUGUUACCACUGUGACAAAUACGUCAGCAGAUUGGACUGCACAGUUGAAAAAUGAUCUUGGAAUUGGUGGUACUGCUCCUGCUACGAAAUCAAGUGCAAAUCAUUCAGGUUUAAUGUCCAAAUCAUCCUUACAAAAUACGAAAGCAGGACAAGUUCCGCGAGCAGCUUCUCGGCAUACUACCCAUUCAAAUACUGUGGAAUUUGUAUCCGGAGAAGCAAAUGGCCCAACGUUACCCGAAUAUCAGUUCGGUUUUCAUGUUGAUUCAGCAACGGGAAGUGAUGAGCAUGCUGAUGAUGUCUACAGUGCAUCUGCUAAAUCACGGCCCUUGAAUAACCAUACUGCCAAAGUAACUGAAAUGAACGCGGACUCAUCAUCCAUGCUUUCAAAUGGCCAAGUAGGUGAUUAUUCAUCGUCAUUGAAUUCACAACAAUCGAAGAUAUCAACUGGUAACGGUAAUGUUUCUAUGCCUCAGUCUUCACCUGCAGUGCAUCAAGCAAACCCAAUUCAGCGUCAGCCAGUUACAUCCGGCUUAUCAUAUGCUGAUACAUCCUGUAUGUCAUAUCCUGCAUCUGAUAAUCGAAAUGCGGCGAAGUUACCGCUUUCAUUACAUCAUCAGCAGCAAGCACCACAUGCACUUUACACUACAACGCAAUUGCCGUAUGCUAAUUAUCCAUACCUAAAUAUGUACAGUCCAAUGGCAGGAGUACGACAAGAUGAGUAUGCUGCAGCGUUGGUGCAGUAUCCAUUUGGAGUUGGGCAAUUUGAUAUGAACUCCUUGUCAACAAUGUUGCCUCCAGCAGCAGCUAUUGCUUCACAACAACAGCAAAAUCAACCGCCACCUCCAGUUCAGUCACAACAUCAGCAGCGACCGGACCAGCAUCCUAGCAUUGUUGAUCUCUCGAAAGCUUAUUUGGCAACUGCUGCGGCAGCAGCAGCAAACAGUACAAUAGCAAGCGGAACCGGCUCUGGUAUAUUGGGUAAUCAACAACAACGUGAUUCAGCUACAGUAAACAGUUCUGCGGUCGCUCCACCGCCAGGUUUCAGUGGUCCACCAGCUGCUGCUUUUACACUUCCUCAGCACAAUCACAUCAAUUCGAUAUUUCAAGUACCACCGGCUGCUUAUCAUCCACAAAUCAAUCAGCUGCCAUUCUCGUUUAUGUUGCCAAAUGUUACAAAUGGACAGCAUAAAAUAAAUCACCAAAUGUUUGCGCAACAAAAUGUUGAGGAUUCCCUUUCGGACCAACGUCUUUCUUCUCAACAGCAAAAGGUCUACCAGGGUCAUCAACAAUUGGAUAAGUACGGAAGUUCGACUAAUGCAAAGGAUCGUCUAGGAGGAGGUGCGCAAGCAACACCGCCGCCGCAAGUGUAUCAAACACAGGGAUAUAUGUCACAACAGAUACCGUUACAUGGCCACAAGAAAGCAUACGGGGGUGGACCACAACAUUGGAGCGCGUCGUAG